Anopheles nili is the source of this 4647-nucleotide messenger RNA. RefSeq lists its product as uncharacterized. NCBI's taxonomy places the organism in Eukaryota, Metazoa, Arthropoda, Insecta, Diptera, Culicidae. Gene Ontology annotation, biological process: proteolysis; peptide catabolic process. Gene Ontology annotation, cellular component: cytoplasm. The coding region runs from base 1 to 4647 and encodes 1548 amino acids. Gene Ontology annotation, molecular function: peptide binding; zinc ion binding; metalloaminopeptidase activity. The record is from RefSeq and is a predicted model, not a curated record. The transcript has 6 exons.
AUGUAUCCUAGCACCCUCGUGGGUGAUGGUGAUGGAGCAAUGUUCCUCUCCGAUCGACCGCCACGUGCCGGCUAUCGGCGUGAGUUCGAGGAGAUGGAAAACCGCAUCCGGAAGUGCGAAAGACAACGGGCGGAUCUGGAGCGACAGUUUGCCGAGCUGAUGCGCGAAAGAGCCGAAUGUGAACGGACCGCGGUUCGGGCUAUGAAACAGCGGCAAAAACGUAUCCAGGAGGCGGAACGACAGCGAGCCGAACGUAACGAAAGCAUCCUGCGGAUGCUGAAUAAAAUCGACCAACAAGCGGUAUCGCUGGCAGCCAAAACGGAUCGAUUGAAAAUGUUAAAGACGCAAUACGAAAUGUAUCUCAUGCGCACGUGGUCAACGCCUGCCUUGACGUAUCCUGUCUACAAUCCGCCCAUGGUAACCGCGUCUCCCGCCAUGGCAACGCCACUGCCACAUGGUCAACCGUCAUCAAAAUCUGAAUUUGUUCAGUAUCUUUCGGAUCUAACGCAUCAGCAAACGGCUAGCGUUAAUCCUAUUCCACCUCCGAUGGCUCUGAGCAACUACCUCGCUGCACAGCAGAAACCUUACGUUCAACCGGUUUCAUCAUACACUACGAAUCACGAACGUUCCUUCUCAAGAAUGAUGAACGACUGUGGAGCUCCAUUGGAACAGCACACUGCAAGGGAUGGUUCUUCUCAUCUACUCGUGGGAGGAACUAGUGCAAAGAAGUUUGAAAUGUCGAAUGAAGAUUUUAUACGGUACAUCGACAGUGAAGUGCUAAAAGAACCGAUGCCAACGAUUAGCGUCGUUGCUCCUUCUUCGGAAGGAAAUAAGGGGAAAGCAUCGAGUGGAGCUUACUUGGAGGAUGGCGGUUUGAGCGAAGAGGACCCCGUGGUUGACCUAUCGAAUAAACUGGACACACUCAGCAUUUUGCAGGAAGAGGAAAACAAACAAACCGUGCCGAAUGAAUCUACGAAGGAUCAAAGUCACGAGCAUGAUGCUCUGCAACCGGACCCUGUUCAUGAAACUGAAAUCGAUAAACAGCACGCCGUGGAGAAUGCGAAGCACCAGUCACUGCAGAAAGCUAAAGAUAAAGUUGAGGAGGAUGAUGCUGAUAUAAAACAAACGGAACGUGUAGUAGUCGAUGAAACCGUAGCCAAACAAUUGGAGACGCUCGUGCAAAAAGUAAAUGUUAGUCCGGUAGCAAUGAUUGCAGAAGAGAACGCCCAAAGUGAUCCUGCCAGAGAACAUUCCACUCAAUUGUAUGAGACUGAGCAUCAGCCUCAUUUAAGCGACGAAUAUCAGGCGGCUCAUUAUCAACCUGCCCAACACAACGAUGGUCAGCAGUCGACUGAUUAUCAGUACGUUGAAUCCGAUGGCCAGCAGGCAGGGUAUCAAAGCGAACAAUUUCUUGAAGGAGGAGUGAUCCCUGAGCAGGCUCAAUAUCAAUACCCCGAAGGUGUCGAUCAGACUUCGAAUGCUUAUCAGCAGCAAGAUUCGUACCUUGGCCAACAAUAUCAGUACGACGGAAGCACGCCGUAUUACGGAGAACAGCAAGGUUACGAGGGUCAGUACUAUGGCGAGGAAUCGCAACAGCAACAACAACAAUACUACACCGAAGAAACUCACGACCAACAACAGCCUCAGCAGGAACAGCAACAUGACCUGCGGGGCGAUCAAACAGUGGAACAAAUGCAGGAGGUCAGACAGACAGUAGACUAUUAUGCGGAUCAUCCGAACGAGCAGAAUUACUACCCCGCACCAGAUGAGCAGUAUAAGACGGCAGUACAGCAUCCUGUGCCGCCGGAACCAAUCGCAAUAGCUGAUGAAUCAGUAGCAGCUCCAUCGAAAGCCACAUCAGACGUUCCGGCGGGCGAUAUUUCGGGCGUCAGCGAUUCCAACGCGUUGAAGGAAAAGCAAGAGAAGCCCCCAAUUGCGGAUGCUGAUCCUGGAUCGGAUGUACCAACGCUUAGCACGGUGAACGAUGAGAGUGAUUUCGAUUUCUCUACUCACGUAAUGUUCUGGUUAGUGCUAUGCUCGUUGAACCUGGUGAUCAUUAUCCCAGCGGUAAGAGCGAACGAUCGGCUAUUGAACGCAACUAUUCCACUGCACUAUGAUCUACACUUAGAAGCUAAAGGAUUCGGACGUGACGAUUACACGUACCGAGGUAAUGUAUCGAUUCGCAUAGCCAUUGUACACGAUACCGAUCAGGUGGUGCUGCAUAACGUCGGCAGCACGUUGAACCGGAUUCAGUUGAUGCGUUAUGCCGACCGUGAAACUAUACCUCACUGGAUACAGGAUACCGACUCACGUGCGAAUGAACAGCUGCACAUUCGCACUAAUCGAACACUGAGCAAGCUGAAUGAUGCAGAGCUUUUGCUCACGAUCACCUUUAACAACACGCUUCGUGAGGAGCGCAAAGGAUUCUUCGUCGCGUUGAAAUUCAACCCCGAAAGGAUGCCAUUGCCAGUAGCAACGACACAUUUUCAGCCCUGUUACGCGAGGUUAGCUUUUCCCUGCUUCGACGAACCAGCCCUCAAAACCACCUUCCAGAUAACGAUCGUCAGCGGUGCCGACUUGCUGGUGGCUUCGAAUACACCGAUUGAGAAAAUUACUCCACUGCCGGGGGAUCUGAAAGAGGUACUAUUCGAGCGUACUGCUCCAAUGCCUACUUAUCUCGUGUCGUUCCUAAUUGCGAACUAUACGGGUGUGCACACCAAGAGUCCUUCGGGAGUGCAAAUCGGUAUAUUGGCGGCACCGGAGGAUCAGGAGCAAAUGAAGUUCAGCCUGAAUGCGACAUCCACCCUGCUUACGAGUUUGGAGCAGUACACGGAGCAAAACCUGGGUCUAGCGAAGUUAGAUCUUGUCGCCAUACCCCAUCUGCCCAAUGCCCUAGAAAGCUGGGGUCUCUUUACGCUUGACGAACAGUUGCUGAUGCUGACCGAAAUGGACCGACCCCAAGCGGAGCGCGUUCCGUCGUUACUCACUAUCAGCCACGAGAUCGCUCAUCAGCUGUUCGGUAAUCUAGUCGGACCGGUGUGGUGGUCGUACUUGUGGCUCAGCGAGGGAUUUGCGGCGUACUUCGAGAUCGUGCUGGGAAACAAGGCUUACCCCGAUCUCGUACCACUUGAGGAGUCGUACAUACAGGGACACACACGAAGGGCUCUGCUGGAGGAUGUGAAAGCAACUCACCCACUAACGAUGGACGAUCUUUCGGGCGAUCCGGUGCAUCUGGAAACGAUCUUCAACACGAUCACAUACAGCAAGGCGGCAACCAUCAUACGCAUGGUUAACUGCUCCAUUGGGGAGGUUGCUUUCAAGCGAGGUGUGUCACAGUACCUCUCGACGCAUCGUUACGGAGCCGUUCAGCCGGAAGAUUUAUAUAGCAGCUUCUCGGAUGAGCUUGAGCGAAUUACACCCGAUCAGCCCACUGUGGAGCAAAUCUUCCGCAGCUGGGCUGACAAACCCGGUUAUCCUCUGGUAUCAGUUGAGCGUCUUAAUGCAUCCUUCGUGCGAUUGCAGCAAAAACGCUUGCAAAGACAACCAGCCCUACCGGACGUCCACUCCCGGUGGUUUAUUCCAAUUACGUACCGCACUAACAGCAGCGGUGCGAAGUUCGAAUAUCAACCCGCAUUUUGGAUGAAGGAAAGCGAUCAGCAGCUGGUUGUUCAGCUCGAGAUGACCCAGGAGGAUGUGCUGAUCGUGAACCCCCGCCAGAUCGGAUUCUAUCGCGUGCAGUACGAUGAAUCUGGUUGGAGGAACAUCAUGACUAACUUCUACUCACUACCGGCGCUCGUGCAAACGGUGUUGCUAGAUAAUGCGUUAGAGCUCGUACGUGUCGGUCACCUUGAGCUCGAAAUGUUCCAAGAGUUGCGACAACUUGCCAAUAUAUCCCAAUCCGAGUCAGGCUCGGAUUCCAUAGCAUCCCGGAGCAUUCAAUAUCUGCGGAUGGCAGUGUUUUCGGAACAUCGGUUAGCAAUCGGUUUUGUCGAAGAAUUUUUUGGAAUCAUCAGGAAGCUUAGGUUAUCACACUUCCGGUUGCAAGGCAUCGAGCAAGUGACCGAGUUGCUAACUCAGACGAUACGCAGCAUAUUGCUUAGGCAAGUAGGCACGGAUGCGGAUUCUCCGCCAAUGCGUUGCCAAGCUACCGUAGAUGAACUGGUGUCAGAGUUGCGCACACUAAACGCUUCUGAACUGGAGCCUUGGAUGGACCGUUUCAACUGCCAAAUCAAACGUUCAAACGAAGACGUGCUGCCCGCGUUCAAGCAGAUUCUACAGGAUAAAACACUCACUGGAGUUCCUCUUUACGAGGUGAUGCUGAAGCUAAUGCAUGCUGACUCUAAGCGAUUUCUGGAGCCCGUAGUUCAAAUUCUCUCCACCGAGAAUCCGGAUGCAACUGCCUCGGAAAACCUGGCUCGACAGCGGUUACUUUCCCGCUUGGUUCGAAAGGUCACUGACCGCGUCCAGGCUGGCGUGCUGCAGAAUCUGCUUGUGAUAAACUCCUCCAUCCUGCCAGGGAACUUCCAGGAGCAGGCCAACUUCAUGAUGACGUCGGCCAUCACCUGGCGUACGGUGUAUGUGCCAAAACUGAGUCGUCUCAUAAACGAACUAAUGUACUGGAGCGUGAAAGCGAACACUCUCGAGUGA